Messenger RNA from Apaloderma vittatum (bar-tailed trogon), 363 nucleotides. RefSeq names its product DnaJ (Hsp40) homolog, subfamily C, member 15 (gene DNAJC15). Gene Ontology annotation, cellular component: PAM complex, Tim23 associated import motor. Gene Ontology annotation, molecular function: ATPase activator activity. The coding region runs from base 6 to 341 and encodes 111 amino acids. The record is from RefSeq and is a predicted model, not a curated record. NCBI's taxonomy places the organism in Eukaryota, Metazoa, Chordata, Aves, Trogoniformes, Trogonidae. The transcript is spliced from 5 exons. Gene Ontology annotation, biological process: protein import into mitochondrial matrix.
GAACUAUGAUAGCGGUUGGACUUGGUGUUGCAACUGUUGCAUUUGCAGGUCGCUAUGCUUUCCACCUUUGGAAGCCGUUGGAGCAGGCAAUUACAGAGACAGCAAAGAGGAUUUCAACUUCUAGUCUUUCAUCAUACUAUAAAGGAGGAUUUGAACAGAAAAUGAGUCGGCGAGAAGCCAGUCUUAUUUUAGGUGUAAGUCCAUCUGCUGGCAGGGCCAAAAUCAGGACAGCCCAUAGAAGAAUCAUGAUUUUGAAUCAUCCUGAUAAAGGUGGGUCACCUUACUUAGCAACAAAAAUAAACGAAGCAAAAGACUUACUGGAAUCCAGUGCAAAAAACUGAAAUCUGAAGCCCUGGGUCACAG